AUGAACCCAUCCACUUACUCUGUCCUCGAUCUGACACUGUGUGGCACUGAGCAGCUCUCGACCUCUGUCCAGGCUCAACAGCUGCAGUUCCCGCCAACACCGGCCGUUUCGUUUGAAGCUCACGACCUGGCCUGGGCAGUCACCUCGGUCUCCCCACCUCCGCUGCCUGCGCCCUUUGGGUCUGUUGGUCCCUGGGGUCCACAGCAGGGCCAGCCUCAGCCGCAGCAUCCACAGCAGCACCUGGUCUAUUACUUUACAGCGCUCCCCGAGAAGGCCAAGCCCAUCUGGGUCGUCUUCUACGAUCGAUGCGACCACCCGCUCGAUGCCUUCGCUUUACAGCUCUUCAACGAGCCCACAUCAUCACUUGAUUGCACCGCAACCGCUUCGACGACCACCACAUGCGUUCCAGCUCACAGGCUGCAGGCGGAGAGCGACCUGUCGUGGAGGGCCACCAACAACGAGGGCAGCCUCGACGUGGGCCUCAUCCAAUACAAGAUCGCCUUCACCUGCCCCAACGACACCUUCCAGCGCACCAUCUUCAGCGCCCACCUAGUCAACUCGGCCUCGGGCCUCCACAUCGAUCUGGGGGUGAUGUCGAUCGUGAGCACCACCAACCAACGAUCGGACCCCCGGUUCAUGGCCAAGCUCGAGCGGCGCUGUCCGUCCGAGGCCCACCGGCGGCUGGUGGCCAACUUCAAGCGACACCCGCGCCAGAUGCGCCACUUCAUCAACGGCAAGGGCCGGAGCAAGGGCGCCAAACAGGCGAGCCGACGCGGCCACCGCUUCCUCAUGGAGGAGUACGUCUGGGCCGUUCACCUCUGA
Acanthamoeba castellanii str. Neff is the source of this 822-nucleotide messenger RNA. RefSeq lists its product as uncharacterized. The transcript has a single exon. NCBI's taxonomy places the organism in Eukaryota, Discosea, Longamoebia, Acanthamoebidae. The record is from RefSeq and is a predicted model, not a curated record. The coding region runs from base 1 to 822 and encodes 273 amino acids.